Rhodotorula toruloides NP11 is the source of this 1038-nucleotide messenger RNA. RefSeq lists its product as uncharacterized. The coding region runs from base 1 to 1038 and encodes 345 amino acids. NCBI's taxonomy places the organism in Eukaryota, Fungi, Basidiomycota, Microbotryomycetes, Sporidiobolales, Sporidiobolaceae. The record is from RefSeq and is a predicted model, not a curated record. The transcript is spliced from 11 exons.
AUGCUCUCGAAGACCCUCCUCGCCAUCUCUGCUCUCUCGGCCGUCGCCCUCGCCGCGCCCAGCCCCGGAGUCGGCGUCGACGUCGUCAAGCAGGCCAACUACAACGAGGCGGAGAAGGCGGCCAAGAUCUCGCUCAAGGAGAUCUGCUACCGCAACUUGUACGCCGACGUUUCCAAGUACAAGGUCAAGUACGCCAAGGAGGUCCUCGCCAAGGACGCCGCCGGCAAGGCGGUCUUCCUCUUCGACGGCAUCAAGAAGGACAUCAACAACCGCGAGUUCUACUACGAGGAGUUCUGCUACAAGCAGUUCAACGUUGCCGAGCACAACGCUGACGUUGACAAGCACAACACGGCCGUCGUCGGUGCUGCCGCAGGGCUCGGCGGCAAGGCUGGCGUCUACAAGCGCAGCGUUAUCGGCUCGUCCUUCGACCCGGAGGGCUUCUCAAGCGGCUUUGGCUCGCUCGACGGCUCGUACGGCGGCGCAGGUCUCGGAUACGGCUCUGGCAUCGGCUACGGCGGCGGAAUCGGAAAGGGCGCACCGCCCUCCUUCGACAUCACCAACAUGUUCACCAAGACUCUCAUCCUCGCUGCUAUCGCCUCGACUGCUCUCGCCGCUCCGACGGCUGACGGUGGACUCGUCGGUGGCUACGGCGGAGGCUACGGCGGCAAGGGCCUCGUCGGCGGCAAGGGUCUCGAAGGUGGCUACGGCGGCUACGGCGGAGGCUACGGCGCCAACCUCGGAGGGGGCUUCAUCGGCGCCUCGACUUCGGCCGGCGCUGUCGCCGAGGCUGCUGUCUCGCUCAAGGAGAUCUGCUACCGCAACCUUUACGCCGAAGUCUCCGCCUUCCACGUCCGCUACGCCAAGGAGGUCGCCCUCCAGGACGCCAAGCACGCGAACGUCUUCCUCGCCGACGGUAUCAAGAAGGACGUCAACUCGCAGGAGUUCUACUACGAGGAGUUCUGCUACAAGCAGCGCCGAGCGAGUCUCGUUAGGUCCACAUACACGAGGACUCGCUUGUGCCACUCCGCUAGCGGGUGA